Molecule: messenger RNA, 1681 nt
Organism: Symbiodinium necroappetens
Lineage: Eukaryota; Dinophyceae; Suessiales; Symbiodiniaceae
Source: the annotation of a GenBank genome assembly
GCACAGCCCACCCUCGGAGCAGAAAGCUUGGCGGAAGACACUCGGCAAAGAAAUCACAGGUACAAAGGAGGUCCCGCCUCUCGUUGUGAAUGUGCUCUCAGUGGAGGACGGGCGCCACUUCCGCAAUGACUUGGAUGACUCCUCGAGGCCCGUAGAUUGGGAGGUCAAGCUGCGCAGGACCCUGGCGACGCUCACGGCAUCUCUUUCCCGGGCCAAGCAUCGCAAGGGGAGUGUCUACACGGGUGCCGGCGGAGUGGCGUACACGCUACUGCACCUCGCAGCCUGUGGCCUCCAUGAUCCAUCCUCUUCCUGCGUGGACAGCGCCCGCAUCCUGGCAGAGGCAGAAAGAUCGUCCGAUGCGCGGCGCGUCACUCUCUUGGAAGGUCUGGCAGGCUGCGUUGCUUUGCAGGCCUGGACGCACCAACUCUGCCAAGAGCAGGAGAAGGUGCAGGAGUGUGUCCGAAGGGUGGAGAGGCUGGCGGAGCUUGCCUGUGCUUUGCCGGAAGGAGAGUGUGAGGUGCUCUACGGCCGCUGCGGCUUUCUGGGUGUUGUGCUUUUCCUACGGAAACAUCUCAAAGACCCGCAACUGCUAGCCGAGCCAGCGACAGAGAUUGUGAGGCAAGUGGUUGAAUCGGGACGGCGCCAUUCGCAGGAAGGCUGGCCACUCUACUAUGAGUGGCAUGACAAGUGUUACCUGGGAGGUGCUCAUGGCAUUGCAGGCAUUCUCCACACGUUGGUACAGCUGCCAGAAGAGCUUGCAGCAGCGGGGUCCGAUGUUGCAAACCUCAUCUGCCAGAGUGCUGACAAAUUGUUGGAUGGGCGGUUCGUGAGUGGGAACUUGCCGUCGUCUCUGGGGAGUGACAGGGAUCGCUUGGUUCAGUUCUGCCAUGGCGCAACUGGCGCAGUGCCCCUCAUGCUGCGGUUAGCCAGCGUCUACAAACAGCCACGAUAUUUGCAGCAGGCCCAGGAGUUGGGCCACGUGAUUUGGAGGAGGGGGCUUCUGAACACAAAGGGGCUUGGACUCUGUCAUGGUACACCUGGAAAUGGUUUCGCAUUUCUGGCCCUCUACAGGCAGACGCGGGACGAAGUGUGGCUGAAUCGAGCGCUGCACUUCGCCGUAUUUGCUUGCGAGCAUCAAGACGACUUGUCUCAGCUGGCAGAUCGACCAUACUCGCUUUUCGAGGGCCUUGCCGGUGCUGCCUGUUUUUGGGGCUCUGAUGGCUCUACAGUCAUUCUGGAGGGUGGCUUCCGAUUUACUGGCAUGUGGGUCGAUGAUCAGAAGCAAGGCUACGGCAUCCUCGAGCAACCCGAUGGAAGCCGCUUCGAGGGCAAUUUCGUCGAUGACAAGCCCAAUGGCGAGGGUCGGUUGGCAUACAUAUCGGGCGAUGUCUACGAGGGGCAAUGGGUCAAUGAGCGAGCAGAAGGCUUCGGCAUCUUCACUCGCAGAGAUGGGAGUUCCUACGAGGGCCAGUGGCUCAAUGACCUCCAACACGGCUAUGGAAUCGAAACCUGGCCCGACGGCUCCCGAUUUGAGGGCAUGUAUUGCGCAGGCGCCAAGGAUGGGCAUGGUAAAUUCAUCUGGUCUGAUGGCGCCAUAUACAAGGGAUCCUUCAGCAACAACUGCUUCCAUGGGUCUGGUGACUACAGGCCGUGUCCUGCGAUGAUCUCAGCGCAUCCUUGA